This is a messenger RNA of Pocillopora damicornis (cauliflower coral), 1149 nucleotides long. RefSeq names its product sorbitol dehydrogenase. Gene Ontology annotation, biological process: D-sorbitol catabolic process. The record is from RefSeq and is a predicted model, not a curated record. Gene Ontology annotation, molecular function: L-iditol 2-dehydrogenase (NAD+) activity; zinc ion binding. Lineage: Eukaryota; Metazoa; Cnidaria; Anthozoa; Scleractinia; Pocilloporidae.
AUUGGAUCAUUUCCUCUCAAGUUUUUGCUACAAAGGUUGGAACAAUGGUUACUAAAGGCAAUCUUUCCGCUGUGCUUCAUAAAGUUGACGAUCUUAGCUUGGAAGAACGCCCUAUCCCUCAACCUGGCAAGGGCGAGGUGCAAAUUCAGAUGCAUGCAGUUGGGAUCUGUGGUUCAGAUGUGCAUUACUGGAAGAAGGGAAGAAUUGGAGAUUUUAUCCUCACAGCACCCAUGGUCCUUGGACAUGAAUCAAGUGGAGUGGUAUCUGCUGUUGGUGAAGGGGUGACACAUCUUAAAGUUGGUGAUAGAGUAGCUAUUGAACCUGGUGCUGGUUGUCGUCAGUGCUCAUUCUGUAAGGAAGGACGGUAUAAUUUAUGUCCAGACAUGAAAUUUGCAGCAACACCUCCCAUUGAUGGCUCACUCUGCAGAUAUUAUGUUCAUGCUGCUGACUUUUGUUUCAAACUUCCAGACCAUGUUUCAUUUGAGGAAGGAGCUCUUCUAGAGCCUCUGUCUGUUGCUGUACAUGCAUGUCGCAGAGCAGGUAUCUCCAUUGGAAGCAAUGUACUUGUUUGUGGAGCAGGUCCCAUUGGUUUAGUUAAUCUCUUGACUGCUAAAGCUUGUGGUGCAAGCAAAGUGGCUAUCACAGAUAUUGAUGAGGGUCGACUGAACAAAGCCAAAGAACUUGGUGCUGACUAUAUCUUCAAAAUAGACCCUAGCAAAGACAGCCGUGAUAUAGCCAAGGAAAUUGAAAACAGCCUGGGUGCUGCAGAUCAAACCAUUGAAUGUACUGGAGCUGAGUCAAGCUUCCAUACAGCAAUUUAUGCGACAAAGUCAGGAGGAACACUUGUGGUUGUUGGAAUGGGAAAGCCAGUUGUUCAAUUUCCUAUUGUUGAUGCAUUGGUUAGAGAAGUGGAUAUAAGGGGAAUAUUCAGAUACACUAACUGUUAUCCUGCCGCCCUUGCAUUGGUUGCUUCUGGGAAAGUAGAUGCCAAACCACUGAUAACACAUCACUUCAAACUGGAGCAAUCACUUGAUGCUUUUGAGACUUCAAGAACUGGUGCUGGAGGAGCUAUAAAAGUUAUGAUUCACUGCAAUGAGGGAUAUCAGAUUUAAUGAAGAAACCUAAUAUAUGCCAAACUGUUGUCUCAAA